Filobasidium floriforme is the source of this 2104-nucleotide messenger RNA. RefSeq names its product X-Pro dipeptidyl-peptidase protein. The record is from RefSeq and is a predicted model, not a curated record. NCBI's taxonomy places the organism in Eukaryota, Fungi, Basidiomycota, Tremellomycetes, Filobasidiales, Filobasidiaceae. The transcript is spliced from 9 exons. Gene Ontology annotation, molecular function: dipeptidyl-peptidase activity. The coding region runs from base 117 to 1946 and encodes 609 amino acids.
CUCAAGACACAAGUGCUUGAAUCGCGAAUCAUAGCGCUACUGCAUCUAACCGAAAUAGAACGUGUUUCAGGUUCAUCACUCGAUCCAUCCAGAUCAAUCAAUUCGCGGCAACAAUCAUGACGUCACCUCAGCAACCUCCUCCUCCACCUCCUCUCCUGCCUCUCCCUCGACCGAACGCUCUUCGCGAAGUGAUCGAUCUUGCCAACAUGACGUUUGAGAAAAACGUCGAUAUCCCGCUCAAGGACGGUCAAGGUCUCUGUCGUGGCAACGUCUAUCGACCCAAGGGAGAUGGGAAAUGGCCAGUCCUCUUGACGUACGGUCCCUACGGCAAAGACGUACCCUACGCUUCCUUUCACGGUGCAUCGUUCUCAGAGAUUCCUGAUGAACAGAAAUCCUCCCUCUCUGCCUGGGAGACCCCUCACCCGGACUACUGGGUCGCCCAGGGGUACGUCGUCGUCAGGGUGGACGAGCGAGGGAUCGGAUCCAGCGUAGGGUUCUUGGAUACGAUGAGCGAUCAGACGUCGAGCGAUUUCGCCGAGGUGAUCGAGUGGGCUGCGGAUCAGAGUUGGAGUAGUGGGAAGGUCGGGUUGUUGGGGAUCUCCUACUAUGGCGGUUCUCAAUGGAGAGUGGCUGCUCGAAAGCCUCGUGGCCUCGCUUGCAUCAUCCCCUGGGAAGGCAUGACCGAUUACUACAGGGAUCGAGUCAGACACGGUGGAAUCCUCGCCAACAACUUUGUCAAAUUUUGGUGGGAGAAUCAGGUCGGGCCUAUGCAGUAUGGGACAGAGGAGAAGAGGCCUAGACGGUUCGGACCUGGAGUUAUGGGUCCACCCGUCGGUCCCGAAUGCCUGGAGGGCUCCGUUCCCCUCUCCACCCGUCUCGCACUCCGUAGAGACCAAACUAUCGACAACAAGGAGAACCGAUACCUCGACGAUCCUUACCACGCUUCUCGGGUGUACGACUUGGGGGCGAUCGAGGUCCCUCUGCUGAGCGUGGCGAACUUGGGAGGCAUCUUGUUGCAUCUGAGGGGGAAUGUUGUUGGGUACAUGGAGGCUGGAACGAAGAACAAGUGGUUGUAUUUCAUCUCGGGGAGGCACGACCUGCCUUUCUACCUACCGCACUUUGUCAAGCUCCAAAAGUCCUUCCUCGACGCCUGGCUCAAGGGUGAAGACGAUGCCGGCUGGCUCAAAGGCCCCAACGUCGACGUCCCUGCCGUUAGCGUACUCGUCCGUAAAGGCAACCCGGGGUUCAACACGACUGAAGCCGAGGCGACGUUCAAGUUUAGGUCGGAGAAAGAAUGGCCGAUCGCUAGGACCCGAUACGUCAAGCACUACUUGCAAGGCGACAAGAAGAUGAAGACUUCAGCUCCGACUGAAGGCGGGAAAGACUUUGAACUGCAAGCGCUUGGAAAGGGAGCGCCUGUCAAUUUUGAAGUCAAAUUUGAAGAGGAGACCGAGAUCAACGGGCAUCCUACGGCCAACCUCGUCUACUCGGUUCCCAAGAGAGCCGACGGAUCGGCUCCGAAGGAUAUCGACGUCUUUUUGACGUUGAGACACUUGGACACCAAUGGGAGGGAGAUUUACUAUACAGGAACCGCUGGGGAUCCCGUACCUCUCUGCAAAGGCUGGCUCCGAGCGUCCAUGCGCAAGAUCGACGAAUCCUCACCUCGACACAAACACUACCUCCCUCACAGGAACUACGAGUCGAAAGACGUCUUGCCCGUCGAGCCGGAUACCAAGUACGAUCUCUUGGUAGAACUCUGGCCUACGCAGGUGGUCGUUGAGAAGGGGAGCAAGAUCGUGCUCGAGGUGAAUACCGGGGACAGUCAGGGAUGUGGGAUCUUUUUGCACAACGAGCCGACCGAUAGGAGCGAGACCGACUUUGACGGCACGAACAUCUUGCAUGUCGGGCCUGGACAUGAUAGCUGGUUGUGUCUACCCAUCGUGUAAGACGUCGACAUAUAUGCAUAGGACCAUGAUGGCUACAGGGAAGCGUAUCACAAUACAUAGACUGCGAACGGGGAGGUUGUACGUGAAGGCAUCGAAAUGAUCCAAAUGACAUCGAUAUGACAUUCGGAGCGGAUGGAUAUAUUAUACCGUCACUGGCC